ACAAACUAAAUGUAAACAUUUAGGAGCUUUCCUUAUACCUGUCAGUUAAUUAAUCUUAAAUACGUUUAAAUCAGUGUACAAUCUCUGCUUAAGCAAAUAAAAAUAAGAUUAAAGUGUAUAAUUGUGUUUAUUUAUGAAAAAUAGAUAUGGAAGAGCCUGUAGGAGCCCAAUAUGCCAUCCAAAUUGCAGUCCAUACAUUAAAGGAAAGAUGUAGGACAUUACAGCACCGAAUAGCAGAAUUGGAGGAAGAAAAUGUAAACCUAAAAAUAACUUGCUUGCAAGCCGAACACAAAAAUCAGUCGUUAACUGAAAGUGAUAAAGUUAGACAAAAUUUAACAGAAGUUACUCAACAAAACAAGCAACUUCAAAACACAAUUGAUAUGGUUACAACAGAAAAUAAAGAAUUGUGGAGUAAAUUAGGUAAACUUACCAAAGUAAAUCAUAAUUUAGGAACACAAUUAAACAAAAUAAAUGAUACAAUAUCAAACCAUACAUCAACCUUAAUAAGAUCUAAAACUUUUACUCAAGUUGAGCCUCAUUCUAAAUUAUUACAGAAAAAUUUAGAAGAAAAUGAUAAAAUAAGUCUAGAGUUGGAAAAUAUAUCUCUCAAGCUUAUUGAUAGCUUUUCAAAGGAAAAACAAGAACUGGAAGCUUUAUGUUAUGAGAUUAAAGACUUGCAAAAUGUUGAUGCAAUUGUUACAGAAAAUUUUGCAUUUUACUGUGAUGAAGAUAUUGGCAGUGAUAUGUUCAAUGAUUUUUAUGCUGUAUUGGAAGAAAUUAAAGUUUUAAAAAAUGAGGCUCUUCAGGACCAGAAUCUUCUUAAAAUGUGUAUAUUAAAAAUAAAAGAAUAUGAGAAAAAUCUUGCCCCAAAAGUAGAGUGUUCUGAAAAAAGUACCAUAACAGAUGAACUAAUUCCUGUUAAAGAAGCUACUAGUGAGAACACUGAACACCAUUUGUCAGCAUCAUUAUCAGAAAUUGAUAAAAUUUGCCCCAUAUGCAGUAAAUCAUAUUAUAAAAACACAGCAUUUGAAGAAUUUCAGCAACAUGUAGAAGACCAUUUUAGUGGAGAUUCAUAUGAGAUUGUUUGACACAAAUAUAUUAUUUGUUAUUUUAUAUUACCUACUAUUAUAAUAAUAGCAAUAAAAUAUUUUUUUUAUU
This is a messenger RNA of Brassicogethes aeneus, 1158 nucleotides long. The record is from the annotation of a GenBank genome assembly. Lineage: Eukaryota; Metazoa; Arthropoda; Insecta; Coleoptera; Nitidulidae.